This is a messenger RNA of Musa acuminata AAA Group (dessert banana), 1194 nucleotides long. RefSeq lists its product as uncharacterized. The record is from RefSeq and is a predicted model, not a curated record. The transcript has a single exon. The coding region runs from base 1 to 1194 and encodes 397 amino acids. Lineage: Eukaryota; Viridiplantae; Streptophyta; Magnoliopsida; Zingiberales; Musaceae.
AUGGCCAACGAAGUCCCAAGAAGAGCGAUGUGGGCCGGGCUUCGCUCGCAGCUCGUCAAGUUUACCUCCAUAUUCUUCACGAGCGUCGACGACUAUCUCCGAUUCCGCGCCGUCUGCAAGUCGUGGCGCUCCGCCGUCCCCCAUCGGCCCGAUCACCUCCCCACUCAGCUCCCUUUCCUCCUCCUCGUCUCCACCUCCGAACCAAGAAUCGGAGCCGCCUUCCGCCUCACCGCCGCCUCCGCCGGUAAUGUUCUCCCGCUACCUAACAGAGCCAAUAGGCUCUGCAUUGGCACCUCCUUCGGCUGGCUUAUCCUCCUCUGCAUGAAAGACCGUUUGAUCAACCUCUUCAACCCCGUUACCGCCGAGAACAUUCGGCUUCCCUACCUUGAUGUUCUUUCGUUUGCUGAUGUGGUGUCGGAUGCCGAUGGGCCCGUGAUUGUCGCAGAGAAGGCUGUCUUAUCCUCCGAUCCCACGCUCGACCGGGACUUCGUGGCGGUCCUCUUCACACGCGGAGUGACCAUUAGAUGGUAUACGUGGCGCCAUGGUGACGAAUCAUGGACAGCAAACGCGAAUUUUCUGGUGCAAAUUACAGUUCGGAUGCGCGACGUUGUUCCCUACGACAACCGGACACUGUGCGCGAUAUACGGCGAAAACGACUACUGGGCAGUCCUCAAGGUUGACCCAGGCCCCCCGGGGAGGGCGACGAUUGCCGCAUGUUACGCCAUGCCGUACUGCGUGCCGCGCACUUAUUAUCCAAGCUACUUGGUUGUAGCGGCCGGAAAACUGCUGCUGGCUGCGUCCCAUUACGACAACUGGACUGCAAGUGGGAAUAUCAUCCCCGAAUUCCGUGUCUUCAGGCUGGAGCCAGGUGACAUAAGCAGGCCGGCGGUGGCCGUCGAGGUGGAUGAUAUCCACGACCGUAUAUUGUUCUUGAGCCCAAGCUCGUCCAUGUCCGUCAGCGCUGAGGACUUCUUUGGGUUCCAAGGGAAUUUCAUUUACUUCGUCAACAAAGAUGAGCGUGACGAGCGUGAAAAUUGGCGGGUGUGGCGGAUCGUUGUCCAGAAUUUAGAAAAUGAUGAGACCAACAUGCUGGCUGAUUCGAAAUCGCCCAAUCAGAGGAGGCUAAUGUGGCGGGCACACCAGUCCGACGUCGCCCAAUGGGUGCCGCCCAAUCUGCGCAGCUGCAACCGGUGA